AUAAAUCGAUCCCAAAAACCUGACAGGCGUUCAGAGAUGCAAAGUUCGGAACUGAACGAAAACACGCAACAUCAUUGGUUGCCUAUAGGUAGACCUCGAGACCGUGUUAUUUUCCAAAAUAAUGUCGCGGGUAAAAGAGUUCACAACCCAAAACAAAACAAACAACUAAACGUAAGGUAGAUACAUAAAAAAGGUGCUACUCCAUAAACUGGUGAUUGGGGC
Messenger RNA from Acanthoscelides obtectus, 222 nucleotides. Lineage: Eukaryota; Metazoa; Arthropoda; Insecta; Coleoptera; Chrysomelidae. The record is from the annotation of a GenBank genome assembly.